Molecule: messenger RNA, 1390 nt
Organism: Maniola jurtina (meadow brown)
Lineage: Eukaryota; Metazoa; Arthropoda; Insecta; Lepidoptera; Nymphalidae
Product: sodium/potassium-transporting ATPase subunit beta-2-like
Exons: 9
Coding region: 457-1326 (289 amino acids)
Biological process (GO): sodium ion export across plasma membrane; potassium ion import across plasma membrane; intracellular sodium ion homeostasis
Cellular component (GO): sodium:potassium-exchanging ATPase complex
Molecular function (GO): ATPase activator activity
Source: RefSeq, a predicted model, not a curated record
AUAAUACCCAAGCACGGAAACCUCGGUGCGCUUGUCUGACUCGCAAUAUUUUUAUUUCUAGGAAACCCAGACUUUCUUGCCGUUCUCCAUGCAUUAACAACAAAAUAAGCCGUCAAUGUACAUCGUACAUCCCCUGUGACCUGUUUCCAUUAUUACACCAGUUGUCGGAAUCUGCUCCAUUCACUCUUCAACCCUGGAGACGCGUACAGCGGACGUUGUGAAACAGUAGUAGAAGUUUUUCAGGACAAAGACAAGAAAAGUGAUAUAAGUUUUACAAAAAAGUUUUUUUAGUUGUGAGCUUUUAUAAGCUUAUCUGGCUGGAUAAUUCAGCUAAUAAAUAAAAAAGUUAGCAAUCAGUGAAAUCCCAAUGAAAAUCGAAAUUACUUAGUCAAUACGUCAAUUUCGAUAAAACAAGGAUUAAUUUUAGGUGGAGAAAAGGUUUAAACUGCAGUGAAAAUGGGGUUGGAGAAACGCACUGUAAAAAUUAUUGUGAUUUUUGUCGUGACUGUUCUUGUGGUGGCUGGCAUUAUCGGCUUGCUGCUUGGCCUUCUACUGCCUUUACGUUACGUGGAGCUAGAAGUAUGGCCACGAUCGGACACGUACAACUACGAGCAACCCCUGAUCCAGUUCCGCGCAGCCGAUCCUGGCAGCUGGCAGCAAUGGUUCGACAAGAUCAACAACUUCCUUCGAGCCUACGAGACAACCGUCCCAGAGGAUCCACCUCGAGCCCCCUGCUCGAUACAUCGCCACGAUCAGCGUCUGACGUCACCUAACUGCGAGCAGUCUCUCAGGGCCUGGAUGCCUUGCAUUGCUGACAACUUCUAUGGGUACAAUGUGGGCAAGCCUUGCGUCUUUUUGAGGUUGAAUCAUAUCCACUACUGGGUUCCUGAACCUUACAACAUGACCAUGCGCAUGUCCUUACCCGAUGAUAUGCCUGACAACAUCAAGAGAGCGAUGCAAAUCCUGGCCAGUGAGCAAAGGAACCUAAAUGUGCAACGCCUACCAAGCAGUGUAUACGGUGACUACGUAUGGGUGUCCUGCAACGGAGAGUUCAGUUCCGAUGUGGAGAACAUCGGCCCAAUCCAGUACAUCCCGGCUCAUUCUCCACCAGGGUUCCCCAUCAACCGUCUACACACAGCGGACCGCAUCCCCCGCGCUGCCAGGUCCCUACCCGACCUGAACCCUGCGCCUCUCGUGGCGGUUUACUUCGAGAACCCUCACCGUGGCGUAGUAAUCAACGUGGAAUGUCGUAUCUGGACACGAGACAUCAUUUACGAUAAAUCGAGUCGGGUGGGCAGAGUCCGAUUCGAGAUUUUAGUAGAGUAAAUUAAGUUAAGGUGUACCAAAUAUUGCUGAAACUAAAAGAUUAUUAAUUAUUCCAACCCACCCA